This is a messenger RNA of Cladocopium goreaui, 429 nucleotides long. The record is from the annotation of a GenBank genome assembly. Lineage: Eukaryota; Dinophyceae; Suessiales; Symbiodiniaceae.
AUGGCAGACUGCGAAAAUUUGAAGAGCGACGACUUCAAUUCCUAUGGGACCUUCCUCGGCCUGCGAUAUUGCAAAGGAACUGGAGCUAUCCGUUUGAUGUAUUGUACCAUUGUCGCCUUGGCCCUGUCGUUGUUUCGAAUUAUUGCUGACCUGGCACUGGGAUUUGCAAUUGUGCAUCAUUCCUCUUGGUCAUUUCUGAUUGCUUCAUUGGUGGAUUUGCUGCUGGCAGUGACCGCUUCAGCGGCCGCAUGGUUUGCGGUGAAAGAACGACGCUACGGCAUCAUUGUAUUUUCCAUCAUCUCCUUUUUGGAGACGGCACUUUACAGUGCAAUCUAUUUUCUGAUUGUUGUCAUAGCUCCUUGGUCGCAGGAUGGUAGAAACCAACUGAGCAAUGCCAGUGGUCUUUUUUUUUUAAAGCAGAUAAUUUAG